AUGGGCCUUUGCAUGUCUUUCCCACGUCAUCGUCGCUUCGCACCUAUGCCUAUGGGAAUGGGAAUGGGUGGAGGAUUCGGUCCACCACCCCGACGACAUUAUCACAGUGGAGGAAUGGGAAUGGGAGGAAUGGGAGGCGGUUACGGAUACGGUGGUGGAUGGGGUGGACCUCCCGGUGGUGGUUGGGGCCCUGGUCCAGGAUUUGGGGGUCGCCGAUCUGGCUUUGGCCCCGGAGGUGGAUUUGGGGGGCCCCGAGGUGGACGAAGAGGUCGACGCUGUUGA
Messenger RNA from Penicillium pulvis, 282 nucleotides. RefSeq lists its product as uncharacterized. The transcript has a single exon. The record is from RefSeq and is a predicted model, not a curated record. Bases 1 to 282 code for a protein of 93 amino acids. Lineage: Eukaryota; Fungi; Ascomycota; Eurotiomycetes; Eurotiales; Aspergillaceae.